AUGGAUGACAUUUCAGUCAACCCUGCCGCGUCGGAGAAUGUCCAGUCUAUGACUGGAUCGGACGCUGCUGCGGAUGCAUCCCACGCUGCAAGUGGCUCUGAGGCGCAAUCACGCCAGGAGUCGCCCGAGAAGAAGGCUGAGAAAACCGCCGGAUCUGAUAACCCCCUCGAUGCUCCUGCUUCUCCUAAACCCCAGAAUGGCGAUGCUGAGCCGGAGGACGAGGAGAUGGGUGGUACCGAGACAGACGCUAAGCGCGAUACAGAGGGCUUGGAGGAUGCUGCAGGAGAGUCGCAACCCCCCGCUGAUGCCACCGAGGGUCUUGAAGAUGCUGUGGGUGAAGACCAACCCGCACCGACCAAGUCAUCCUUAGAGGCUUCUGCCCGUAACCACCUUGCUGUACAAACACACGCCAUCAUUCUCCCCAGCUAUGCUAGCUGGUUCGAUAUGAACACCAUCAACAAAAUCGAGAAGAAGGCACUUGCAGAGUUCUUCAAUGGCCGAAACCGCAGCAAGACUCCGGCUACAUACAAGGACUACCGUGAUUUCAUGAUCAACACCUACCGAUUGAACCCUAUCGAAUAUUUGACUGUGACCGCUUGCCGUCGCAAUCUUGCUGGUGAUGUCUGUGCGAUUAUGCGGAUUCACUCGUUCUUGGAGCAGUGGGGUUUGAUCAAUUACCAGGUUGACCCUCAAACUCGACCAUCCAACAUUGGCCCGCCAUUUACCGGCCACUUCCGUAUUAUUGCAGACACUCCUCGUGGCUUGCAACCCUUCCAGCCCGGCCCCCACCCUUCAGUCUCUUCUGGCAAGCCUCUCCCGGCAACCGAUCGCGCCGCCUCUGCUACUCCCGCAAUUAAGGCCGAUCUCAGUCUCGACCUCCGCCGUAAUAUCUACGAUAACAAGGGCAAGGACGUGACCCCAUUCUCGGACAAGGAAAAGCAAACUAACGGCGACACGAACGGAACCGAGUCUCAAGAGUCUCGGAAGAAGUCUCACUGCUUUUCUUGCGGUAUUGAUUGCACACGACUUCGGUUCCAUUAUGCCAAGGCUGCCCCAACCUCAGCCAAUGCCAACGCCCCGAACACAAAAUAUGACAUGUGCCCUAACUGCUUCCUCGAAGGCCGUAUGCCUUCCAGCCAUAACGCCUCAGACUUCGUCAAGCUGGAGGAUAAAGCACACACCCACGUGCCUGACAAGGAUGCGCCCUGGUCGGACUCUGAGCUGCUGUUGCUCCUGGAGGCCUUGGAGAGCUUUGAUGACAACUGGGAGCAGAUUGCCAACCACGUGGGUACUCGGACUAGUGAGGAGUGUGUGAUGAAGUUCUUGCAGUUGGAGAUUGAAGACAAGUACCUUGAAGACUUGCCUGAUCUUCGCUCCGGCCCCGGUCGGGAGCCGAUCAGUGCGACAGAGAACCCCGUGCUUUCUGUGGUUGCAUAUUUGGCUCAGAUGGCAGAGCCCACGGUGGCUGCCGCCGCCGCCGGCCGUACUGUCGAGGAGAUCCGCAAGGAGCUCCGCAGUCAGCUGGAGAAGGGAGAUGGCAAGGGCGAGGAGUCAGUCAAGGCUGAAGAUUCGAUGGAUGUUGAUCCCAUACGCCAAGCUGAGCAGGCUGAGAAGCCCAAGGAGUCGCUGGCCACCGUUACUCUGGCAGCAUCUGCUGCCCGCGCCAGUGCUCUUGCUUCACACGAAGAGCGUGAAAUGACUCGGUUGGUUGGAGCUGCGGUAAACGUAACUCUGCAGAAGUUCGAGCUCAAGUUGCAACAGUUCAACGAGAUGGAGGAGAUCAUCGAAGUUGAGCGUCGGGAGCUGGAACAGGCACGCCAGCAGCUCUUCCUGGACCGCAUGGCUUUCAAGAAGCGCGUCAAGGAGGCACAGGAUGCUUUGCAGGCCGUCAGUCUCCAGGGUCCCAGCGAGCACACCAACACUAUGCUCGCGAGUGCCGCCAAUGCUGGUAUUGGUAACCACUACAACUUCCAGCCCAUUGGCGGAGACGCCCGUGCUGGUGUUCAGCCCUUGAGCGCUGAGACAGGUGCUGAUUUCAAAACCCUCGAACUGUAA
Molecule: messenger RNA, 2055 nt
Organism: Penicillium odoratum
Lineage: Eukaryota; Fungi; Ascomycota; Eurotiomycetes; Eurotiales; Aspergillaceae
Gene: rscE
Exons: 3
Coding region: 1-2055 (684 amino acids)
Biological process (GO): positive regulation of DNA-templated transcription
Cellular component (GO): SWI/SNF complex
Molecular function (GO): histone binding; DNA binding
Source: RefSeq, a predicted model, not a curated record